Molecule: messenger RNA, 3106 nt
Organism: Alosa sapidissima (American shad)
Lineage: Eukaryota; Metazoa; Chordata; Actinopteri; Clupeiformes; Clupeidae
Exons: 6
Coding region: 137-1489 (450 amino acids)
Source: RefSeq, a predicted model, not a curated record
ACAGUAUUGCCCCAGUCCCAGACGAGAGAUUCAAUCAGUCAAGAGAAAAUACAGUUUUCAUAAUAUUUCAUUUUGACUAAUAUACGAUUUCAGUUGAUAGACAGUUACACUGGGCUUCCGUCUCAAUGGUAUAACCAUGAAAGACAUAGGAAACCCAGGAAAGGAGCCACCUGAAGACAAUUCCUCCAGGCGCCGUGAGGAUUGGCCUCGUGAGUCGGAGCCAAGGUUACAUUUCCCGCUUGUAACCCAACGGGAUAUCUUCCCUGUGGCAGAUAGUCGUGUGACGCUCACGCCACACGAGCCCACCCGCUUCCCGACACUUCACGGAACAGUCUCGCUGACCUCCACCGCAGCCACGCUCCACCCAAGGCUUCAGGUGACAAAGUCCACCGCGCCUCAUGGAAGGUUGCCUCUGGCCAGGAACGGGGUGACUCAGAGGGAACUGCGAGCAGCAGUUGGGCCGAUGGGCCGGGCACCUGGAGGAGACCCUAGGAGCAUCGCGGCAGCUGGUCAGUCCGCACACAUGAUGCAGGCCGGCCCCUCUGGGAGCGGAUUGGACCUGACGGGCUGUGCAGGCCCGAGGCUACUCAGACCACUGCCUCCUGCAGACACGAGGCCCAGGGAGCCCAGCAGACCCACGCAGCCAAGAGCAAGCAGGCGCCGCAACAUAACAAUGCAGGGUGAGGCGGUCCAUGCAGAAGAGCCGUCCCGAGUUGUUCGCCUGGAACCAGUUCCACCACCACAGUCCCCGGCAGCACCUAGCGACAUCGGGAGGCGCCCAGGAAGACGCCAAGCAAGGCACAAUCGUGACUCUCCGGCUUAUACGUAUGUGUCAGCAGACACAAAUGAAUGCGUUUGCUUCGCUGCUGGUGACAGCAUUAGCACCAAUUGGAGUGAGUACCAGGAAAGGACCAGGCCACAGACGGCACCACGACUUCCUCCAUUCGAGCGAUCUCCACUGGCCCCGAGGCCACGUCUUCUACCCAGGAGGCCACAAAUGGAGCCCAGACGCCUCAGUAGCACUGUUGACCAAUCCACCACACUCCCUCCACUGAGCCAGAAUGCAUCUAUGGUCUGUAACAUCAGUGAUCAACAGCAGAUGAGGGAGCUCCAGCAGGCAACCAGCGUGCCUCACAGCACAGCCUGCGAUCACGAGCCGCCACGCAUGAUCCUGUCCGCCUUGAGAGAGACGCAGCAGCAGCAGCAGAAGCAGCAGCAAGCAUCCGUCAGCCUCCACGGCCGCGGGAGUAACGUAGCCGCUUCCUCUAGGACCCAAAGGGACCCUGGGUAUGAGCAGGACGUGCACCGUGUCAUCCCCGAGCACGCAGUUCCACUGGAGACUUUGCAAAGCGACGCCAGAGAACGCAGACGCACGUGCAGACCGCCGCACAGGCGCCGGAGACGCCUCACGCUCGCCUUGCCGAUGGCCCGCACCUUCCGUCUCAGAACCCGCAAGCCCAUGUCCACUCACAGAGUGGUCCUUGGAUGAGCGCCGCGGCGCUGUGUGUCUGCGGGGACUUGGACUCAGACAGUCAGUCAGAGGAGGAUCCAUUUGUCAACUUCCAGUCCCCAAUUCACUCACCAUCAGUUGGACACACGGGUACACAUGAUGCUACUAAUAUCAGCACAACAAUUAGAAGGAUCCAAGCAUAACAGAAGGGAUGGCAUUUGAUUUUCCACCAUAUCAACAUCAGAGGCCACAAACUCCAUCGAUACAACAAGGCAUGAAUCUGUGCAUACUAGGAGCACACUGGUCCUCUAGGUUUGGCCAGAGGAUGAUAGAAAUGGAGCUGUGUGUCGGUGGGGAUUUGGAUGUAGACAGUCGAGGGGUCCAUCUCUACUUCCGGUCCCCAACUACUCAACAUCAACUGGACACACAGGCAAACUUGGUCGCUACUUUGACCAGCGCAAUGAUUUGAAGGACCCUGCAUACGAAGACAAGAGGUGGCACAUUUUAGGGGUUGCAUCAACAUCACAAGCCACAUCAUCUAUGCUCCUGAUCAUCUAUUACUGCACACUAAGAGAGCACUCUACCCCUAAAGGAUGACAGGAAAGGAAAUGUGUGUCAGUGGGGAUUUGGGUUUAGACAGGUAGUGGUAGUUAUUUGAGUUUAUUCAACAACUGCACACACAGGCAGGUAGUUAACUGAGUAAGAGUCCAUUUAACAUGUCUUACUGCCACUAACACACAGUAUAACGUUUUUAUGUUCUCUCUACUUCUCUUCUACAGCUGAGGGGUCUAUUUGUCUACUUCCAGUCCCCAGUUACUCAACAUCAACUGGACACACAGGCAAGCUUUGUGCUACUCACAGUUCACCAGCUUUUUUCCCUGAAGGACCCACCCUGCGUAUCAGGGAAAAAAGAGGUGGCACAUUUUGGCUUUCCCAGAAGCCACACCUAUGGUACCUAUGUGCCCACCACCCCUCCAGGAUAACAACAGAAGGAAAUGUGUGUCAGUGGGGACUUGGGUUUGGACAGUUGAGGGACCUAUCUGUCUACUCCCAGUCCCCAUGAACUUACCAUCAACUGGACACACAGGCACACCCAACACCACAAAAUAUCAGGGCAUAGAGAAGAAGGAUUCCAGCAUGGAAUCAGAAGAGCUGGAACUUUUUGCCUAUUACUUACACCACAUCAGGACCGAACACAUCAAUCAUACAUAACAGGUCUCUGUAAGUGAGGACUGAGAACCCACCCCCUGGCUAAAAGUCCAGCAGGUGAAAAGGAAUGGAAUUGUGUGUCAGUGGGGAGUUGGAUUAAGACAGCCUAUAGCUUCCAUCUGUCUGUUUACACUCCCCAUUCAAUCAACAUCAACUGGACACACAUGAGAAUAGUCUCAAAGAUAAGGAUCUAAAUAAGGACGAACUUAAGAAGAGAUCUCUUUCAGACAGGAUUUGAGAUGGUAUAUGCGAAGUUGACACAGCUAUAUUUUUUACUCAAACUUCAACCCAAUUUUUGACUCAAGCAUGACUCUCAGAUCUUAUUGCUGUAAACUGUCACCCAUCAUGAAGCUUUUCACGGCCUUCCUCCCUGUUUUACCCUGCCUUUAUUGAUCUCCCUCUUUCACUCAUUCUGCAAUAAAAUAAACAUUUUAAAGUUUUGUUCGA